AUGUCUCGUUACGAAAGCAAAGGCGAUCACGGAGGAUCGUCAGGUUACGACGAGUUCAAAGAUCGGAACUCCAAUCAUCACAGGCAUAAAUUCCGUGGGUCAGAAAAUGAGAGAUUUAGGCCUAGGGAGCAAGACCGAGAUAGGGAAAAGGAUCGAGAUCGCCAUCACAGGGACUACAAGGAGAGAAGUGUUAGGGGCGGUAGAGGAAGGAGCAAGAAUGAGGAUUACGGCCAACCUAGGAACCAUGAAUAUGGCAGGCGCCAUGAUUUUGAGCGAGAUAGGGAACGACAGCACAGACAUAGAUCCCGAUCCCGAUCGAAGGAUAGAUCAGAGAACCGAUCAAAAUCUCAUUCUCAUUCACCUUCUCGCUCAAAAAGCAAGCGGACAAGUGGUUUUGAUAUGGCACCGCCUGCUGGCAUUUUACCUGAUCUUGCAGGGCAACUGCCAGGGGUUCCUCAAGCAAUGCCUGGAAUGUUCCCAAACAUGUUUCCUUUUGGGAACACACAGGUUAAUCAGUUUGGAACUCUGCCCUUGAUGCCCGCCCAAGCCAUGACUCAGCAGGCUACAAGGCAUGCACGCCGAGUAUACGUUGGUGGCCUUCCCCCAAAUGCUAAUGAACAGGUUAAUCAGUUUGGAACUCUGCCCUUGAUGCCCGCCCAAGCCAUGACUCAGCAGGCUACAAGGCAUGCACGCCGAGUAUACGUUGGUGGCCUUCCCCCAAAUGCUAAUGAACAGGGAGUUUCUGUGAGGGUGCGGAGGCCUACAGACUACAACCCUUCAUUAGCUGCAGCACUUGGUCCGAGCCAACCAAAUCCUCAGCUGAAUUUAGCUGCUGCAGGACUGACAAUAGGCACUAUUGGUGGAGCUGAGGGAGUUGACCGUAUUUUUGUUGGCGGGUUGCCAUACUACUUCACUGAGGAACAGAUAACGGAAUUGCUAGAGUCAUUUGGAUCUUUGCGUGGGUUUGACCUUGUUAAGGAUAGAGACACAGGAAACUCUAAGGGAUAUGCUUUCUGCGUCUAUAAGGAUCCAGCAGUUACGGACAUUGCUUGUGCUGCUUUAAAUGGCUUGAAGAUGGGUGAUAAAACACUGACUGUUAGACGUGCGACCAUCAGCAGCGGGCAAGUGACAUCAGAGCAGGAAAAUAUAUUAGCUCAGGCACAACAGCAUAUAGCCAUACAGAAAAUGGCCUUGCAAGCCAGUGGUAUGAAUCUUCCUGGAUCAGGUAUAGGGCCCAUAGCUACUGCUGAGACUCCAACCAAAAUUUUGUGUUUAACUCAGGUGAUUUCGGCUGAUGAACUGGUGGAUGAUGGAGAAUAUGCGGAAAUAUUAGAGGACAUGAGGGAAGAAGGCGGGAAGUUUGGACACCUGAUGAAUGUCGUUAUUCCCCGCCCAGAUCCCAAUGGAGAGGCAGUCCAAGGUCUUGGAAAGGUGUUCUUGGAAUAUUCUGACACUUCUGGUUGUGCCAAUGCAAGAGACUCACUCAGUGGCCGGAAAUUUGGAGGCAAUACUGUGACUGCUGUCUAUUAUCCAGAAGACAAAUAUAAAGAUGCAGACUACGGUGCCUAA
Molecule: messenger RNA, 1569 nt
Organism: Ilex paraguariensis (yerba mate)
Lineage: Eukaryota; Viridiplantae; Streptophyta; Magnoliopsida; Aquifoliales; Aquifoliaceae
Source: the annotation of a GenBank genome assembly